UAGAGGUCAGCGACGCUUUGUAAGCGCGUACGACCACACACGAUUGCACUAGAAACAGUCUGAGGCGGGGAUGAAAGGUUGCAAACAUGGCGGCGGCCUUCGGCGACGAGGAAAUUGACAAUGAUGAUUAUUAUUCUUUACUGAAUGCUAGGAGGGAGGCGACCCAGGAGGAGCUGAAGGCGUCGUACCGGAGGCUAUGCAUGCUCUAUCACCCGGACAAGCACCGGGACCCGGAGCUCAAACGUCAGGCGGAGCAGCUGUUUAAUCUCGUACACCAGGCCUACGAGGUCCUCAGCGACCCCCAGUCCAGAGCCAUUUAUGAUAUCUACGGCAAGCGGGGGCUGGACGUGGAGGGGUGGGAGGUCGUGGAGAGAAAGAGAACUCCAGCGGAGAUCCGGGAGGAGUUUGAGCGGCUCCAGCGGGAGAGGGAGGAGCGGAGACUACAGCAGAGGACCAAUCCAAAGGGGACAAUCAGUGUGGGUGUGGACGCCACUGAUCUCUUUGACCGCUAUGAGGAGGAUUACGAGGACAUGCCUGCCGGUGGCAUGCCCCACAUCGAGAUUAACAGGAUGCACAUAUCGCAGUCCAUAGAGGCCCCGCUGACGACCUCAGACACCGCCAUCCUCUCCGGCUCCCUCUCCACACACAACGGUACUGGAGGCGGCAGCAUUACUCUCGCAAUGCGCAGGGUCACUUCUGCUAAGGGCUGGGGAGAGGUGGAGAUUGGUGCUGGAGACUCACACGGACCUGUCUUUGGCAUGAAGAUAUUCCGCAACCUGACCCAGCGCUGCUUCCUGACGGCGCAGUGCGGGCUGCAGUUCUCCUCGCGGGGCGUGCGGCCCGGCGUGACCACGGUCCUGGCGCGGCACCUGGACAAGAACACCAUGGGCUACCUGCAGUGGCGCUGGGGCAUGCAGUCCUCCAUGAACACCAGCGUGGUCCGGGACACCAAGACCAGCCACUUCACCCUCGCCAUGCAGCUGGGGAUACCUCACACGUUCAUGAUGAUGAGCUAUCAGUACAAGUUCCAGGAUGAAGACCAGACCAAGCUCAAAGGCUCUGUAAAGUCGGGGUUCUUCGGCACGGUGGUGGAGUACGGGGCGGAGACGAAGAUCAGCCGGCACAGCGUGCUGGGGGCCACCGUCAGCGUGGGGGUCCCUCAGGGGGUGUCCCUGAAGAUAAAGCUGAACAGGGCCAGUCAGACGUACUUCUUCCCGGUGCACCUGAGUGACCAGCUCCUGCCGAGCGCUGUGUUCUACGCCACGGUGGGGCCGCUGCUCUUCUACCUGGCCGUGCAGAGGCUGGUGAUCAGGCCCUACCUGCGCGCGCAGAAAGAGCAAGAGCUGGAGAAACAGCGGGAUAGCUCCUCCUCAGAAACAGCCCGUAAGAAGCAGGAGGCGGAGUCAGCUAUUCUGCUGAUGCAGGAGUCUGUUCGCAGGAUCAUUGAGGCAGAGGAGUCCAAGCUGGGGCUCAUCAUCCUGAACGCGUGGUACGGGAAGUUUGUGACGGACAGCAGCCUGAAGCACGAGCGGGCGAGGGUGAUAGACGUCACCGUGCCUCUGCAGUGCCUGGUCAAGGACUCCAAACUCAUCCUCACAGAGACCACCAAGGCGGGCCUGCCCGGGUUCUAUGACCCCUGUAUGGGCGAGGAGAAGAGUCUGAAGGUGCUGUAUCAGUUCAGAGGCGUGAUGCACCAGGUCCUGUCCCGGGACACAGAGGCGCUGCGGAUACCAAAGCAAUCUCACAGGAUCGAUGCAGACACCUAGGGGCCUACUGCCCGCAGGACGGAGAGACCCCGGGCGAGAGGCGGACUGACGGAUGCACAUAGACGACUGGACGAGGACUUCAGAGAGACUGACACACAGACACCAACACCCCUUCUCCUCACGUCACUCCUGCGUGUCCCCACUUCUCAGCUGUCUGUAUAAAUGUGACUAUAUGUACAGACAGAACCCCACAAUCAUGUAAUGCAUAAAUAUCACCUAUAUAUAUAUAUAUAUAUAUAUAUAAAUAUGAAAGGUUGUGUAUUUCAGCAAGUGUCAACCACAGCCAUAUUGUUUCCCUGGGGUGCCCAGAGGAUGGGUGCAGAAACUCCAUGCGUGGAUGGGUGGGUGUGUUUGUGUGUUUAUCUGUUCAACACAUAUGCACAAAGUGUAUGGAUGGCCCUCCCCGUUCUCCCAAUAUUCCACCUAUCGUGUGAGGUCUCGGAAGAGACGUGUAAAUCCCCUCCCGCCCCCAGCCAUGGCCCCCCAGUCCACGGAAACGCACAACCCCUGUACGUUAUGCAGACGGUUUUAUGGAAUGUUACAGUGCCUCAGCGUGACCUUUGACCUUGUGUUAGAGGCUCCCAUCAGUGGGUGAGAGAGAGAGAUGUGCUUUACUGUGAGUGCAGUGUGUGGACGCAGGACAUGACAAAAGACUUGAGGGAAUCUGCCGGUGGUAAUAGCGGCCAUUUUAGAAGUGUUCCCUCUUCUCAGUGCUCUUAAUUAUACGGUGAAAUAAACCCUUUGAGUAAUCGACCUGUUUUUAAUGGCACAAAUAAACCCCGUAGAGAAAGAUC
This is a messenger RNA of Conger conger (European conger), 2560 nucleotides long. It is a transcript of the gene dnajc11a, whose product is annotated as DnaJ (Hsp40) homolog, subfamily C, member 11a. The transcript has 16 exons. NCBI's taxonomy places the organism in Eukaryota, Metazoa, Chordata, Actinopteri, Anguilliformes, Congridae. The record is from RefSeq and is a predicted model, not a curated record. Gene Ontology annotation, biological process: cristae formation. Bases 87 to 1766 code for a protein of 559 amino acids.